AGGGAUGAGGUCGCGAUGACAGCGCAGCACCUCGGUCGUUAGAGCACGAGAUGGGAAACUGUUUCUCGCAAGCCCCCGAAGCCUCCCACGAUCCUGUUCCGAUCGGGGGGAGCAAAGUCCAGCAGGCCGACGUUAAGAGUCAAAGGGUGUUGCCGAUAGAGGUGGAAGUUCACAAGGAAGACAUCAAAGAGAAAGAUGUAGUUGAGGUUCAGACUGUCAGUCAGGCUAUCAGUCAGGUCGAACGUGGGAGCAACCGAGUGAGCGACGAGCAGCGGACGGGGGAGGACAGCGACGAGUUUGUGGACGCCUACGACGAUAUCCGUCACUUCGAGAGGAGCGAGACUCCGGAAGCUCCACAGCCUCCAGUCGUCAACGGGGAGCCGCAGGAGGCAGAGAGGAAGCGGAUACUAGAGGUUAAUCCUAUGCUGCUGGAGAAGCACGAUCGAGUGGGCAAGGGAUCUAGCGGCUCAGUGUACAAGGCGUUACACGUCGAGACAGGGAGGAUCGUCGCGUUGAAAUGUGUCCCUCUUACUCUCAAGGCGGGCGAUAGGGAGGAGGUUGUCGUGAAGCUGCGGGAGCUCUACAGCUCCGACCACCCCAACGUCUGUCAGUUCCAUGGAGCCGAGUACGAUGCCGAGCGUUCCACCAUCCUCAUUGCCAUGGAGUACAUGGACCUCCGUUCUCUCAAGGUGCCCCGCUCCCGAGGAGGGGAGGGGGGGGGAGGAGGAGCAGCUGAUUGUCUACUGCAGAUCUUGGAGGCUCUGACUUACCUUCACACCACGAGGAGGAUCAUCCAUCGAGAUGUCAAACCCUCAAACGUGCUGGUGAACUCCAGAGGUUCUUUCAAACUCGGGGACUUUGGCAUGUCCAAGGAGCUUUCCAACACUCUCAGUGCUGGGCAGACUUGGGUUGGAACAAGCUCCUACAUGUCUCCAGAGCGAGUCUCCGGCCUCGACUACUCCUACAACGCUGACGUGUGGGGACUGGGCAUUCUCGUCUACGAGAGCUGCUCCGGUCAGCCAGCUUAUGCGGGAUCCACCUUCGAGCUGCUGGACGAGAUCGUCGAUGGCGAACCCCCAGCGCUAACAGCUGAAGCCUUCAGCGAGGAGGCUGUCAACUUUGUGCGGGUCUGCUUGGAGAAAGAUCACAAGAAACGUCCAGAUUGCCCGCUCCUCUCCUCUCAGCCCUUCAUCCUCCUCCAUGCCAAGUACAACAUCACCGAAUGGCUCGCCUCCCUCUGAGAGCUCCUCCUGCUCCUCCUCUUCGCCUUCCUCCUCUCCUCCUUCCCUUCCUCCUCUCCUCUCCUCCUCUUCUCCUCUUCCUCUUAUCAGCCUGCAGUAACUCGACGAGCAGAGGAGAGUUUCGUUGAGAUGUAAGAAUACACGAGCACC
Messenger RNA from Guillardia theta CCMP2712, 1391 nucleotides. RefSeq lists its product as hypothetical. Gene Ontology annotation, molecular function: MAP kinase kinase activity; ATP binding. The coding region runs from base 51 to 1241 and encodes 396 amino acids. The record is from RefSeq and is a predicted model, not a curated record. The transcript is spliced from 12 exons. Gene Ontology annotation, biological process: MAPK cascade; protein phosphorylation. Lineage: Eukaryota; Cryptophyceae; Pyrenomonadales; Geminigeraceae.